Chinchilla lanigera (long-tailed chinchilla) is the source of this 567-nucleotide messenger RNA. RefSeq names its product cystatin-like 1 (gene Cstl1). Lineage: Eukaryota; Metazoa; Chordata; Mammalia; Rodentia; Chinchillidae. Gene Ontology annotation, molecular function: cysteine-type endopeptidase inhibitor activity. The coding region runs from base 95 to 511 and encodes 138 amino acids. The record is from RefSeq and is a predicted model, not a curated record. The transcript has 4 exons.
GGCUGCCCUCAGGUGCAGUGGGAUCCAGCAGGCAGACCUCUGAGGCACACAGGGCAGCCUGAGUCUUGGGUGAGGAGUCUUCGAGGCUGCAGAGAUGGAGGCUGGAGGUGGGAGGAGCCCCUGGCUGCUGCUGCUGGCCCUGGUCCUGGUGAGGCAGGGCCACUUUGAUGGGUGGCCCGGCUUCCAGGAGAAGCCCAUGAGCCAAGAGAAUGUGAACUCGACCCUGAACUUCUUCAUCCAGUCCUACAACAAUGCCAGCAAUGACACCUACCUAUUCCGGGUGCAGAACCUCCUCCGCACUCAGGUGCAGCUGACAACAGGUGUGGAGUACCUGGUCACCGUGAGGAUCGGCAGGACCAUGUGCAAGAGGACUGGCAUGGUCCAGAGCAGCCUCUCCUGCCCCCUGCAGAGCAAGAAGCUGAAGAAGAGCCUGGUCUGCAAGUCGCUGAUCUACACGGUGCCCUGGUUAGAUUAUUUUGAGCUAUGGAACAACUCCUGCCUGGAGGACUGAGUGGAACCUCAGAUGGCAGAACUGGGCACCAGCCGAGAUAAAGCUCUGCACAACCA